UAAAUAAAGUCGGCAAAGCAGUAAAAGCGCUCAAUUCGUUCAUUUGUUUGUAUUUGAAAUUUACAUUUCAGUUCUUACAAUUUCUCAGCUAAGUUUUCGAAAAAUAUUUUGACAUGGCCUUUUCCCAAUCGCUGGACAUUGGGAACAGCACUUUACUAAAUUUAGAUAGCGAGGCGCGUCACGCCAUUGACAAUGAAGUAGAAGAUAAGGGACAGCAAAACGCUCCUAACAGCUUUAAAAACAAAGAAAAUGUGGCCGAGGUGAUACAGGAGUCGCCGGAACAUGGCCAGCGCUACAAGCAGCAUAGUAAUAUAGCUGGUAUAUCCAUGUUCAGUAGAUCACGCACGCAGCGGUAUUUAUCAAGAAAUGGCUGCGGUGAAGCCUCUGCCCGAAAUGUGGAUGUGUCCGCAAAAGAGCGGAGACGACUGCGGCGAAGCAAAUCGGACUCCACACUACAGAAACGAAACAUCAUAAAUGCAAGCAACAAAGCAGAGAAUUACACUGAACUUUUUCGUAGUGGAUUCACAUUUUCAAUAGAAGGAGAACCACAAAAAAGUGCUUUUGCGGGAAGUGGUUCCGUGUUGCGUAUCUCACAAAUCGAAGCAGCAUUUGAAAUGAUAAAGGAGGAAAAUGAUGAAAUUACACAAACUAUAGAUGAUAUGCUUCUUGAAGAUGGGCAGACUGUAAAUAAUGAUUUAGAUAUGCCUAUAUUUUCUGAAGACUUAAAUGAACUUUUAGAAAAUGUAAAAGGUAUACAAGUAGAAAAAGACGUGUCUAGCAUGGCGGCAAAUAGUUCAAUAUCUUUGUCAGAAUUUCCAGGAGAUACUUCUGAAUGUAAGGAGAAAACUACAGACAUAACAGAUGAACUGGAUUUGCGCCAAUUGGACCAAAGUAGAUUUAUCUGCGCUGAUGCGGGCAGUUCCGAAGCAAAACAGCAAAUAGAAAAAGAAUUGAAAAUAAGUCACAGGGAAGUGGCUAAAGUUGAUGAAGUUUUGCAGACAAUACAAGUGAGAAAUAAUUUGAAUGCCUCUUAUCCACCACGAAGUACUAGUUUUUCAAACUCUUCUGUCACCACAGUUAAAAAAGCGACCGAGAAUAUUCGCGAUUUAGAAACACUGAAACGUAUUAGUGCCUGGAAUUUGCCGCAUAGUGUGUUAAAGGAAUAUGAAAAGAAAGGUGUGGUAAAAAUGUUUGAUUGGCAAAUAGAAUGCCUUAGUAAUCCUAAGGUUAUAUUUGAACACUGCAAUCUCGUUUACUCUGCUCCCACAUCUGCUGGUAAAUCUUUAGUCAGUGAGAUUUUACUCUUAAAAACCGUGCUGGAGCGUGGCAAAAAGGUGCUUUUCAUACUGCCCUUCAUUUCUGUGGUGCGCGAGAAAAUGUUUUACCUACAAGAUUUGUUAACAGUAGCCGGCUACCGUGUUGAAGGUUUCUUCGGAGGUUACACACCACCUGGCGGUUUUGAUAGCAUACAUGUAGCCAUAUGUACCAUAGAGAAGGCCAAUUCGAUUAUAAAUAAAUUACUAGAGUUAGGGAAACUAGACGACAUAGGCACAGUGGUCGUGGAUGAAGUGCACUUGAUCUCCGAUCCAGGACGUGGUUACAUACUCGAACUGCUAAUUGCCAAAGUGUUGUAUAUGUCACGCAAGUAUGGCUUCCAAUUGCAAGUAGUCACAAUGUCCGCCACAUUAGCCAAUGUUGAAUUGCUAAAACGUUGGUUAGACGCAGAGUUGUAUAUAACAGAUUUUCGGCCAGUCGCGCUGCAGGAGAUGAUUAAAAUCGGUAAUAAAAUAUUCGAUAACAAAUUGCGUCCUUUGCGUGAUAUCAACGCACUCUUACAGGGCGAGGAAUAUCCACUGCCACAAAUACAGAAUGAUAAUGACCACGUAGCACAUUUAUGUAUUGAAACAUUACUAGAAGGCUGUUCUGUAAUUGUAUUUUGUCCGUCCAAAGAUUGGUGUGAAAACUUAGCUACUCAAUUGGCAAGUGCCAUACAAUCGCUUAUACGUAAAGACGACCAUUGGGGUAAACGCUUGCGUGCACAGAUAAAAUGUGACGAAAUUGAUGAAGUCAAAAAGCAGUUGCGUGAUAUACCGACAGGCCUGGACACUGUGCUCGAUAGAAUGAUCACAUUUGCUUGUGCCUUCCAUCAUGCCGGUCUCACAAGUGAAGAACGCGAUAUUAUCGAAGCAAGCUUUAAGGCAUGUGUUUUAAAGAUAAUUGUUGCGACCAGCACACUCAGCUCUGGUGUUAAUCUUCCAGCGCGACGCGUAUUGAUACGUACACCGAUGUUUGGCGGUAGGCAAAUGAGCUCACUCACGUAUCGGCAAAUGAUUGGUCGCGCAGGACGCACAGGAAAGGAUACUUUAGGAGAAUCAAUAUUAAUCUGUACGCCUGCCAAUACGCGAAUUGGCCAAGAGCUGAUACAAGCAGAUUUGAAGCCAAUCUACUCCUGCCUGGAACAAGAGAAUAGUACUCACCUCAAACGCGCCUUACUGGAAGUGAUCUCGUCCGGUGUGGCCAUAACAAAGGACGACAUUAAGUGCUUCGUCAACUGCACACUUUUGAGCGCGGAGAAACAACUCAGCGAACAAGGAAAGGAUAAAAGUAAAGAUGACGAAGAACAUUUCAUAACCGAUGCGCUCGAUUUUCUGAUAGAAUAUGAAUUUGUGCGUCUGCAAGUGGAUAGCGCAACAAAUAGAGAGAGUUAUGUAGCCACACGCUUAGGCCAAGCAUGUUUGGCUGCCUCGAUGCCGCCUACUGACGGGCUGAUACUCUUCGCUGAGCUACAGAAAUCAAGACGUUGCUUUGUGUUGGAAUCCGAAUUGCAUGCUGUGUAUUUGGUGACACCAUACUCGGUGUGCUAUCAGCUGCAAGAUCUCGAUUGGUUGCUAUUUCUCGAUAUGUGGGAGAAAUUGACGCCGGCUAUGAAAAAAGUAGGUGAACUAGUUGGUGUUAAGGAGUCAUUUCUGGUGCGUGCUAUGCGCGGGCAAUCCAAAUUGGACUACAAACUCAUGCAGAUACAUAAAAGAUUUUACACCGCAUUAGCGCUACAAGAACUGGUCAAUGAAGUGCCUAUCAACAGCGUGGCUGCUAAAUAUAAAUGCACGCGUGGCAUGCUACAAAGUCUGCAGCAAAUGUCCUCCACAUUUGCGGGCAUAGUCACGGCGUUUUGCAACACAUUACAGUGGCCCACACUGUCGUUAGUUGUUUCGCAGUUUAAGGAACGUCUCUUCUUCGGUAUACACAGAGACUUGAUCGAUUUGAUGCGUUUGUCCGAUUUGAAUCACAAACGUGCGCGUGCACUCUUCGACGCUGGCAUCACAACGCUGGUGGAUCUUGCAAACGCUGAUAUUUUCGAAGUCGAAAAGGUUUUAUAUAACGCGCUGAGCUUUGAUUCAGCCAAACAGCAUGACAAUGAAGCGGACUACGAAGCGCUGCAACGUAAGCAAGCGCGCGAAUUUUUCAUAACGGGCAAAGUGGGUUUGACGGUAGCCGAAGGCGCCAAAUUGCUGGUACAAGAAGCGCGCACAUUCGUACAAUAUGAAAUCGGUGUGGGUGGCAUUAAGUGGACACAAGAACGUACGAAUGUAGCGAGUUCUACGGUUAGUUUACACAUGUCAUGCGAAGAAAAUGAAAAGGAGCAUGGCAGUAAACGUAAAAAUUUGGAACAGCGAAAGGAGUUGGAAGUAACGCCAACAAAAUUGAAAAGACUGAAGAAUGAUGCGAAGCAGCAUGCUAUAUUAAAUGAAAAACCGUCAACGAGUAAAAAUGCUUUACGUGCUUUAAUGCAGCAACAGAUGUUGCGGCAAAAUUCCAGUCUAAAUAGCAAACAAAAACAAGGAAACGCUGAUGGACCAAAAAUGUUGACAGCCGAAACAAAUAACGCUUAUAAUAUAAACGAAAAAUCCGUUACAAUAACGGCACAGAAACAGAAUGGCGCAUUAACAGUUGCAACCGCUGCAAAAAAUAUUAAUGUAGAAAGUAAUAAGGAGAAUUUAAAUACUAAGCCUAUAAACAAAGCGUCGGCAAACGCUGAGCAUGCUAAAGUUUUGCAAAACACAAAUAAAAUAAUAGAAAAAAAUAAAAUUGUUGAAAAAUAUACGAAAAACGGUGCACAAAAUUUAAAAAUCGUUGCAACCGACGUUAACCUCAAAACAGCCAAAGAAGAACAAAUCACAAAAACAGUAAAUAUUGCGGCAAAAAAAUAUGCGCUACGUAAAUCUAACGAACCACAAACUUUUCCAAAGCCUACAACAAAAGAUAGCGUAAUAUUGACACCGAAUGUCAAGCGUAAUGCAAACAGACACACUCCAACAACAUCGCAGCAAACAGCAAGCAACAAAAAUAAACACAACUCGGUAAAGCAAUCGCCACAAGCAACACAAGUUAUAGGCACCCUACCACGUCGUAGUCCACGUAAUCACCAACGCAAUGCGAAUGCCAAAACAACCGAUACUGUGCAAACAAAAACGUCACCACAACCAUAUAUUGCCAACAAAAACAACACGAGCGCAGAGAAACACUUUGACCAAUCACUUUUACUCGCUGAUGAUUCCUUCGAGUUGAAUACGGGUAUUAAUGCUGCACUUGAAGCGGCAAAUCAAGUAAAUGCUGCUGCCACCACCGCAACAACCGCAGCCAACAAAGAGAACGACGACGAAAUUGCGGAAUCGCAACAAAUUGUGCAAGCUGUGAUCGAUUCACCCGUGCAGGCGAAACACUCAGUGCAUGCCUCACGUUUGCUACGCACAACACAACGCUUGAGAGCUACGCACAAAAGCAGUGUAACGCAAGAUGCGUCUGCCACAAAUGCACAUGCCUCGAGUACGUUAGAAGUGUCGGAUUUAUCGCUUGAGAAUUCACUGCUCCAGAAUCCUUUGCAACUGAAUGCGUCGCAUAUUUUGAAUUGUACCAAGGUUGACGAUGCCUCCACCAAUUUCAAACGUCUUGAGAUUGUUGACAUCUGUGGUGAGCAGAAACUGUUCAAUGCCGCACUGCAUGAGCUGAUGGCGGUUAAACGUUUCGGUUUCUGCAUCGGUCUGCAACAGCAGGAGAGUAAAUGUAAACCGCUAAUAGGUGGCAAUUUGCUAAUAAAUCAGCGCGCAGCUAGCGAAAAUAUGGCGCAACAGACGGUCGCAAAGGCGUUUCAAAGCGACGAGCAUACAUAUUUAGCUGGUUGCGCUUUUGGCAUCACAGAAAAUGUAGUUUACUAUAUGAACAUGCAGCCGGAGGGCACUGGCGCCAAUGUCACUACCGAAAUGAAGCGCCAAUUUUUAUGCUCACUGCUAACUAUAGGUAAAUGCACGCUACUCUGCGUGGAUGCCAAGGAGCAGUUGAAGAUAUUGUAUCGUGUUUUGGGUGAAGUUAGUGAGCUGCGCGUAGAACUGGAGGAUCCCAAAGAGGCCAAUUGGCUGCUGCAACCGGAUAAAUUCAUGAGUUUCCAGCAAAUGACCCAACAAUUCGCGCCGGAAUGCACAGCUCUCACCGGCUUAUGCGGCAAUGGACGUGGUUAUAGUAGUCACGGCUUGGAUACGGUUAGCGCUAUUACGGCUAAGGUUAGAUGUUCAGUGGAGGCUUGCGUCACUAUGCACAUACUGAAAACGCAAAUAGAAAACCUGGAACGUAUUGGCUCAGGGCAAUUGUACAAAUUUUUUAAAGAACUACAAAUGCCUUUGCAGAACUCACUUUGUAAUAUGGAAUUGAUCGGUUUUCCAACGAAUGAGGCUGCUUUGCGAAAAAUUUUCCAACAAAUGCUGGAAACGCUGAAGAAACUUGAAUUGAAAAUCUACGAAAUGCAUGGUGGCAGAUUCAAUUUGGGCUCUUCGACUGCGGUGGCGAAGGUUCUCGGUCUGCACCGCAAACCUAGCGGCCGCGUGUGCACUUCCCGCCAAAUACUUGAGAAGAUCGAUUCACCCAUUUCGCAAGCCAUCAUAUCCUAUCGUAAAAUAAGCACCGCAUUAUCCAAAAAUAUACAACCACUUUUGAAGUGCGUACAAAAUGAUAGAAUACAUGGUCAGAGUAUAACUUACACACAAACGGGUCGUAUUGCAAUGACCGAACCGAAUUUACAAAAUGUGGCCAAAAGCUUUGUGGUCGCUGUGGAAGGUAGCGAAGAUGUAAUUAUAUCCUGUCGCAGCGCAUUUUUUCCAACCGAAAAUGGGCGCUGCUUACUCUCCGCCGAUUUUUGUCAGCUUGAAAUGCGCAUACUCGCACAUCUUUCACAGGACGCAGCGCUGCUGAAAGUGAUGAACACCGAACGGGACAUUUUCAGCGCAAUAGCAGCGCGCUGGCAUAAAUUGGCAGAAAAUGCCGUUUCCACGGAGCUGCGCGAUGGCACUAAGCAGAUUUGCUAUGGCAUAGUUUAUGGCAUGGGUAUGCGCAGUUUGGCCGAUGCCUUGAAGUGUACCGAACAGGAAGCAACUUCGCUAUCGCAGCAAUUCCAUUUAACUUAUACGGGCAUUAGAGCGUAUACCGAUAAAGUGGUAAAAUUCGCACGCAAUAAUGGUUAUAUUGAAACCAUUACGGGUCGUCGUCGCUAUUUGGAGCAUAUAAAUAGUGAUGAACCACAGCAGAAAAAGCAUGCUGAGCGUCAGGCGAUCAAUUCGACAAUUCAAGGCUCAGCAGCCGAUAUAGCAAAGAGUGCUAUUCUACGCAUGGAGAAGAAUAUCGAAAAGUACCGCAACAAAUUGGGCAUAACUAGCGCGAACGCUGUGCGUUUUGUGUUGCACAUACACGACGAGCUGGUAUUCGAAUUGCCCAUUGAGAAGGCGAAAAAAGUGGCAAAAAUAUUGAGUCUCACUAUGGAGAAUUGCGUUAAACUAAGCGUGCCACUCAAGGUCAAACUCAAAAUGGGCAGAAGCUGGGGUGAACUGCAAGAUAUUAAGCUGUAAUAACUAGACAGCGCAAUUUGUUGAUAUUUAAAAUAAUAAUAAUAACUUGUUAAAUUUUGUCAAUUUUUCUAUUCCAUUCAUUAAGUGACACAAAUUAUUUAUAUACUUGUAAUUUAUUCAAUAAACUCACUACAGUAAUUGUA
Molecule: messenger RNA, 7033 nt
Organism: Bactrocera oleae (olive fruit fly)
Lineage: Eukaryota; Metazoa; Arthropoda; Insecta; Diptera; Tephritidae
Gene: PolQ
Product: DNA polymerase theta
Biological process (GO): double-strand break repair via alternative nonhomologous end joining; DNA-templated DNA replication
Molecular function (GO): DNA-directed DNA polymerase activity; DNA binding; ATP binding
Source: RefSeq, a predicted model, not a curated record